AUGAAGAUCACCAGCGCCUCAGCCUUUUCUCUCCUAUUUUCUCUGGCUCAAUCUGCUGCCAUAGAGCGUCGCCAGCAAGGAGAUGGUCCAGGCGGAUCCGCAGAUGCGACGCAAGGCGACCUUGGUGAACGGCCACCACCGCGAUUCCCAUUUCCCGUAACCAAGUUCCCGGUUCCGAACGAGACUGUCGUCCUUAAAGAAGCCAUGUAUAUCCUACCUGGUCAGGUCUUUGACGGUGGCAUGAAGCGUUACGAGCGUGUUGAAGGUAGCUGUAACGAGCAAGCUGAGGGCACAGAUGCCGACGCGGUCUUCAAUCUCCUCCCUGGCUCGACGAUCCGCAAUGUCAUCAUUGGCAAACACCAGGCGGAGGGUAUCCAUGCAUUAGGUGACGCGUGGGUCGAGAAUGUGUGGUGGGAGGAUGUUUGUGAGGACGCACUCACCUCGAAGGGCUUGAACACCCAACUUAGAGUGAUUGGUGGCGGUGCCCGCAAUGCAACUGACAAGAUCUUCCAAGACAACUCACUUGGCGGGAAGUACAACAUCACCGGCUUCUAUGCCGAUGGAUUCGGAUCAAAGCGAAAUGCCACUAUCCAGAAUGUGAUUGCACUCAAUGGCAACAGGAUGGGCAUCAUCAAUCCCAACUACGGCGACGAGAUUCGCAUCAAGAACACUCAGCUGAAAGGAUUGAAGGUGAUGGUCGACAAAGAGAUCGCAAACAACAUGCAACUCGUUCCCAUCACGGUUGGCACAGGCCCAGAUCAAAAGUAUGCCCUGUACAACGAGACGAGAGACGCUAUCACCGAGUGGGGGGGAACGGUGGAGAACGCAUACGAGCCCGAGGAGCCAUAUGAGUGGCUUGAGGCUUACUGGCCGGAUGGAUUCAACUGA
Colletotrichum fioriniae is the source of this 888-nucleotide messenger RNA. NCBI's taxonomy places the organism in Eukaryota, Fungi, Ascomycota, Sordariomycetes, Glomerellales, Glomerellaceae. The record is from RefSeq and is a predicted model, not a curated record.